Messenger RNA from Daphnia pulex (common water flea), 515 nucleotides. RefSeq lists its product as uncharacterized. The coding region runs from base 34 to 471 and encodes 145 amino acids. The record is from RefSeq and is a predicted model, not a curated record. The transcript has 2 exons. Lineage: Eukaryota; Metazoa; Arthropoda; Branchiopoda; Diplostraca; Daphniidae.
CAGCAAGCAACAGAGUAACUUCACCAAUUCACCAUGGGUCAAAAGCAAUCUUCGUCCGAAGUCACCGACUCCGAGAUGGCCAUGACCAACAGAACUGAUUUGUCUUCCCAAUUUACAAACGUCAUGAGCAGGUCAUACCAGACGAAUGAAUGCUUCAACUGCGGUGCCGCACUGGAGGAUAGCAACUUGUAUAACUCGUCGACGAGCUCAUCGAGAACCCCGAAAUCAUCGACGGAACUUACCGUCCGAUGCCGUCAAUGUCGCGUUUGUGAUUCGACGAAUGUGAUUUUGGAGAAAUUCCGGGCUGUCAUCACAUCAUCCCCUCGUUCAAUUCCGAUUGCGUCGUCCGCCCAUAACGAAUCGAACCAAUUUAGCCAAACGAAUCAUCACCUUAUGAGGACUAAUUCAUCACAUAACAUGCCCAAUAACGCCACAAGCACUUUUACCGAGUCCUCGUCGACUUGUGUUUAACUCUAUAUAACCCUACAUUUUGUACAUUGAUGAAUAGCUGAGAA